CAACUCAGUUGAGCAGGCUGUGUACCAAACGUGGCUGCUGUUCUGGUCCAGCUACAGUAUGAGGUCUCGGGAUUUUUAGUCAAGAAAUUUGAAUACGAGAUCCGAAGCUUACGCCGAAGAUUUACCUCGGAACAAUUAAUGUUUUCUUCAUCCAUCUGGAAACAUGAAGAGACAAAACGUUAGGACUUUGUCACUGGUAGUCUGCACCUUCACUUACUUGCUGAUUGGCGCUGCUGUUUUCGAUGCACUCGAAUCCGACACUGAAAGAAGACGUUGGGAAUUUUUAUCCGAGGUGAGGAGAAACAUGAUGAAGAAGUACAAUAUCACGCCUGAAGACUACCGAAUGGUGGAGAUUGUGAUAAUCGAGAACAAGCCUCACAAGGCUGGUCCGCAAUGGAAGUUUGCAGGCGCUUUUUACUUCGCGACCGUUGUUCUUGCUGUGAUUGGCUACGGUCACUCGACCCCGGUGACGAUCGGAGGCAAGGCCUUUUGCAUGGCUUAUGCAAUGGUGGGAAUCCCCCUGGGUCUCGUCAUGUUCCAAAGUAUCGGUGAACGUCUCAACAAGUUCGCAAGUGUCGUGAUCAGAAGAGCGAAGCGGUACUUGAAGUGCCAGAGGACUGACGCUACAGAGAUGAACCUGAUGCUGGCUACAGGCAUGUUGUCCAGCAUCAUAAUCACCACUGGGGCUGCAGUCUUCUCGCGCUACGAGGGUUGGAGUUACUUCGACAGUUUUUACUACUGCUUCGUCACCCUGACCACUAUCGGCUUUGGGGACUACGUCGCGCUUCAGAAUGACCAAGCGUUGUCUAACAAACCGGGGUACGUGGCCUUGAGCUUGGUCUUCAUUCUGUUCGGCCUGGCCGUCGUUGCUGCGAGCAUAAACUUGCUGGUACUUCGCUUCAUGACAAUGAACACCGAGGACAUCAGGAGGGAUGACAACGAGCUUCAGUCAGCCUCGCAUCAUGUUUUAACCUUGGACGGUGAGGUGGUGGCGGUGAACGGCAAGCUCUUGGCAGGCCGCGUACCGAUGAUCCAUGACACCGACGACUGCGUGAGUGUCUGCUCUUGCACUUGCCUGGGCACAACCAAUUCCGAGAUGCUCGACUCGUCGGGCUAUCAGGGAUACAGACCGCCGUCUAUCACAGCCAGCCUCCGCGUCAAGCGGGCGUCUGUCUGAUGGAAACAGUUUCAUCGCCGCAGUCUUCGACGGCGUUUCUCACGAGUUGACAGCCGCGAGUUCCUUGGUAUCGACGUCUAGCUUCCUGGUUUGCGGGAUGAUUGUUUGGUUGAAAUACAUCCGGGAAAUAAAUGGGGGGAACUUAAAGGUGACAAGAGAUACGUUUGUACGGUGAGAAAUUAGCACAAUUGGCCAGGAACGAAUUACUCGGGUCGUUCAUCCUCGACGCAUUAUUUCAGGAAAGAGUUUUGCAGCGUCAUUUAUACAAACUGCAAAUUUAGAAAAACUGACGAUUGCAAGAUGUUCAGAGCAAAUUAUCGCGUUAGGAGCAAAUGGUUUUAUUUUUUUAACAUUCUCAUCUGCCCCUGUAACCGAGUUUGACAGGAGGGACGAUACUAGAGUUGAAAGGUGGACUCAUUGAAGUACUCGUAGCAAAAAUUAAUAACAUUUUUUAUACCGGCAGUAGCAGUUAAUGAUAAUUUGAUAUAAAUUACUCUUCGGGACAAGCAGAAUGGAACAUUCUUUAAACUAUAUUAUCGUUCAACUGUAGAACAAUGAUCAGUACAUUACAAUGUGCGCUUUACAUGACAUCAGAAUUGUGUGGAUAUAUCGCGGUGACUAAACAGUGACUUUACCUCAGACAUACCGUGCCCUUUAUCUCUCACUGUCUAUCAAAGACGAAGUGACAAAUGACAAAGUGAGUAUGUUUAGGGUGUUUCAAGUUAAUUUGCUGUACGUGAAACAAGGAUACUUGGAAUAAAACUUAUCAACACAUGUGAAAA
Neodiprion fabricii is the source of this 1959-nucleotide messenger RNA. It is a transcript of the gene Task7, whose product is annotated as two pore potassium channel protein sup-9. The record is from RefSeq and is a predicted model, not a curated record. Gene Ontology annotation, cellular component: membrane. The transcript is spliced from 6 exons. Lineage: Eukaryota; Metazoa; Arthropoda; Insecta; Hymenoptera; Diprionidae. Gene Ontology annotation, biological process: potassium ion transmembrane transport; stabilization of membrane potential. The coding region runs from base 164 to 1177 and encodes 337 amino acids. Gene Ontology annotation, molecular function: potassium ion leak channel activity.